Messenger RNA from Sporothrix schenckii 1099-18, 603 nucleotides. RefSeq lists its product as uncharacterized. NCBI's taxonomy places the organism in Eukaryota, Fungi, Ascomycota, Sordariomycetes, Ophiostomatales, Ophiostomataceae. The transcript is spliced from 2 exons. The record is from RefSeq and is a predicted model, not a curated record. Bases 1 to 603 code for a protein of 200 amino acids.
AUGAUCGCCGCCACGUCUCUCCUCGCCCUGGCGUUUGCCGCAGCCUCGGGCCUUGCCGCCCCCCUCGACGUACCGGCCGGCUACAAGAUUGUCUACAUCACGUCCAACGUCAACGCCAAGUUCGUCGUCCAGCCCAAGGCGGCCAAGGCCGGUUCGGCGGUCGUCGUGCAGACCCUGACGAGCAAACCCGAGCAGCAGUGGUACGUCAAGGACGGCGCCAGCAAGAUCCAGCUGGCGGGGACGACGCUGUGUCUGGAUGCCGGAGCCAAGUUCGCCGCCAGAGCGAAGGCGGCGAACAGUCCGCCUCUCCAUGCCUCCCAAUAUGCAUCUGCUGACGUUGUUGCGCUGUGCUCCCCAGCCAAGUGGAAAGACAUGGCCGCCCUGGUGAUUAACGACUGCGCCGACACGGCCGAGGGCCAGAACUUUGACAUCAAGGCGGACGGGCGCAUCGCGGUGGCGGCGUCGAGCCCGCAGGAGUGUGUGGACCUGCAGUACAUGCGGGCGACGGCCAACAACCCGGUGGGCCUGUACUCGUGCGCGGGCCUCGGCAACGCGGGUGCGGGCGACAAGGGCAUCAACUGGCCGCUGGUGGCAGCGACAUAA